UUAAUAAUUGGUGUGCACACAUCUGCUGGGGCCUGGGGAUGUGCCAAGAACAAGAAGAGCCGGCGUUUGGCAUUUGAUACCCAGGCCCAAUUCUUAUCAACUCUACUCUCUUCUUCCUCAGAUUUCAGCAGCUGCCUUUAGCUUCUAAUUCCGCCCAAAAUGGGAAGGACGAAGAAAUUUAUCGACAAGAAAAAGUCUGCAACUUUUCAGAUACUCGCCCGAGACUCUUCGGAUCAGAAGUACGAAGCCGGUCCCGCCGGCGACAAAACCUUCUACAGACUCGAUAACAAUCCCUACUCCGUCAGCGGUUUUGAUGACGCAGGCGAGCCGGACGACGGACCAUCGGAUAAUAACCACGGUGGUAUCUUCGAUGACGCGCCGGGAGAUUAUGAUAGCGAUGAAAACGACUUCUCCUUUGCGGUUCCCGAUAACCAAGCUAAGAAGAAGCAGUUGCCUGAUCAUAUAAGGAAGGAGAUACUGGAAUUAGGGUUUCCGGAUGAUGGUUACAAUUAUUUAGCUCACUUGAGAGAAAUUAAAAACACUGGUGGCGGUUCUACUUAUUAUCAAAAUCCAAAAUCUCAGCUCGUUCAGCUUCCACGUGAUAUCAAGGCUUAUGACGCAUCAAGAAUAGAUAUUUCAAAAUUCGGUGAUGAUAAUGAUAAUUCCAGUGAGAGGAUAUAUAGUGUGGCUGCAAAGACCGUGGGUGUUAGAAUUCAAAAAGCAGUGGAUCCUGAGGUUGCUGCAUUGCUAGAGGAUAGUGAUUUUUCUCAGUUUGGAUCUGAUGUUGAGGAUUUAGAUGAAGAUUUUGUUAUUAAGGCAAAUUUGCCAGAAUUUCCUUUUGAUGAAGAAAAGGUUGAAAAGAAUCUGAAGUUGGUCAAGGCUACUGACAGCACAGAGAAGGAUGACAGCUUUAAAGAAACACCACGAGUCCGCCGUGCAAUAGAUGAUCAGUUUGACAUGCUUCAACUUCAGGAAUACGGUUCAGAAGAGGAUUUUGAUGAUUACAUGGAUGAUGAAAAUGAUUACGAGGCAUCUCUUGCAGAGAAACUCAGUCACACUUUUAAGCUUCACUCAAUCCAUGAGUCUGAAGUUGAUGGGAAUCAGAAGGUCCCCUUAGAUAUGCUUCGUAUUAAUAAGAAGAUGACUGAUGAUGAGGAGGCAAUGGAAUUUGCCCCUGAUGUGAUUAACCGUGUCAGGGAAUAUGCUGAGAAGUAUGAAAAUGAGAGUGUAGAUGAAGAGACAGUUCUUUUUGAUGAAAGUAGCAGUGAUUCUGAAAUAUGGGAUUGUGAAACUGUAGUUUCAACAUAUUCUAAUCUGGACAAUCACCCUGGGAAAAUUGAAGCUCCGGGUUUAAGGAGAAAAAAGAAGUUGGCAACUAUUUCGGAAGUUUCAAAAUUGUCUGUGCCCAUAAUAAACUUGAAAGGAAAGGAGAAGCUUCCUGUGGACUUCCUACCUAACAGGGGUAAGGAUGCUUCAGGGAAAAGUGGGAAGAAGAAGAGUACCAAAGAAGAGGAAAAUGACAAGUCUAAAGUCGAAAUAUAUAAUCGGAAGCCACAUGGUCAAGAGUCAAAAGAAGAAAAGAAGGAAAGGAAGUCUGCUGUCAAGGAAGAAAAGCGUGAGGCCCGUCGUGCAAAAAAGGAAAUGAAAGAGCUAUAUAAGUCUGAAGCUCACCGUGCUCAGAAAGUUGCUGCUUUCACUGGUCCAUCUGGGAGACGUCUUAUGUAACAAGAUUUUAGGCCACAUUUUGCUGGGCGCAUGGAUUGAAGUUCCCCUGCUGCUCUACAUUUUGUAUCAAACUGUAGCUCUACUAGGCCAUACUUUUGCAGAGAACUCAAUUUUUGUUGGAUGUAAUGAUAACAUAAAAAUUAUGUUUUAUCAUUUAAUCUUAGGCAUUGCAUAAUUUGUUAUAUAAUAUUAUACUCGAGAUUAUUAAACCAUCUUACAAUGGUGAAAGGGUUAUCGGGCAACUUUUCAUUUCUGACAUUGGGAGUUGGGAGUUUAUCGCACACUUUUCAGUUCUAACA
Molecule: messenger RNA, 2024 nt
Organism: Cuscuta epithymum
Lineage: Eukaryota; Viridiplantae; Streptophyta; Magnoliopsida; Solanales; Convolvulaceae
Source: the annotation of a GenBank genome assembly